This is a messenger RNA of Girardinichthys multiradiatus, 2182 nucleotides long. Its product is annotated as meiotic recombination protein REC8 homolog. Gene Ontology annotation, cellular component: cohesin complex; synaptonemal complex. Lineage: Eukaryota; Metazoa; Chordata; Actinopteri; Cyprinodontiformes; Goodeidae. Gene Ontology annotation, biological process: synaptonemal complex assembly; mitotic sister chromatid cohesion; replication-born double-strand break repair via sister chromatid exchange. The coding region runs from base 54 to 1817 and encodes 587 amino acids. The transcript is spliced from 17 exons. Gene Ontology annotation, molecular function: chromatin binding; protein binding. The record is from RefSeq and is a predicted model, not a curated record.
UGUUCUCCUUUGGUGGUUUUGGCUGUUUUUUGGUUUUCUGGAACAUUUUUAGCAUGUUUUACUACCCGGCUGUUUUAAACCGUCAAUCAGGAUGUUUCGCUACGAUCUGGCUGGUUGCCACAAAAGGCAUCAAAGUUACACGCAAGGAUUUCCUGAAAGUCAAUGUGAAAAUGACUUGCGAUGACAUCAUGAGCUACGUGCUGGAGCGGGUCGCCCCACCUCAACCAGGUCUUCCACGACCCCGCUUCUCCCUCUACCUCUCCUCACAGCUGCAGUACGGCGUGGUCUUGGUCUACCACCGGCAGUGUACCAUCCUUCUGGAAGAACUUCAGUUCAUUGUGGGCCAGCUAUUGAAACAAAGGAGCUUGCAGAAAAUUGAUUUGGACGACCACAGCAGGCAAACUGGAGUCCUGCCUGAUGCACUGUCUCUGAUGGAGGACACCGAAGGAGCUCCUGAUCCUUUAUUUGGAGUAAUGCUCCUUAAGGACAUGGUCCCCAGCCCCAGUUUGCUGAUAGAGAUGAGUCGUGAAUAUCUGAGAGAAGCCUCCCCUGAGUGUCAUGAACUGACCAGCCCAGCUGCUUCUGUUGCUCCAGAGCUGGGACCUGGCAUUACUGCAUCUCCAGAAACCAUCACUCUGAAAGAGACGGAGUCUGUUGCCAUCCCUGCUGCAGAGUUUGAGGAUGAGGACUUUACUGAUCACCUACCACAAACUAUUGAUUUCCUCUUGGAGCAAGCCGAUCACUUUCCAGAAGGAGGUUGGGAGUUACCACCAGAAGAGAUGAGAGGGUCGGAGAGGGAAGAAAGAGAGCAGGAGAAGAUCAAGGAUAUGACAGGAUCCACCACGGAACUGCAGCCAACCACCGUCUCCAGUGAGGGUCCUGAGCUGCUGCCUCAGGAAGAGCAGGCUCCAGCUGUGGAAAUACCCUCACCUCCCAGAGACCAGCUCACCCCGGUCUCUGCGCCCAGCCUCCCCUCACCGCCUUCUGCAACGAGGGGACGACUCGGGAGCCCAGAGUCAGAGGAGGUCCAACCAGAGGUGAAAAGACGGAGGAGGAGGCAGCUGGCCUUCUUUGAUCCAGAGACACAGCUCUCUGAGAAGGACCAGCAGCAGCAGAUUGAAAACCCUCUAACCGAGACCAGACCCCCGCCCCUUUUCCUGCCUCCCUCUCAUAGGAUCGUACCUGCCGCCGAGCUCCUCAGCAAUCCCUGCAGCUUCUUGCCCGAAGAGAUUCAGUGUCUGUGGAGACGGACUGCAGCCAUAAUGCCGCUGUUGGGGUCUGACCUCCAGGUGGGGGAGAGAGGGCCCGAGUCCACCGACUCAGAGAGGGAGAGAGAGUGGGAGAUGAUGGAGGUGGCGGAAAGAGAGGAGCAGAGACUCAAGGAGAUUCCCACAGAGGUCCAGAGAGAAAUGGUGGAAUCUGAGAUGCUGGAACUUUCAGCUGAUGAUUCACUGCCUCUGGAGGCGUCUGACCAAAAGGAGGUUUCUCGAGAGAUUUCUCCUCUGUACACAUCCGAGAGAGAAGGGUCCACAUUUUCCACUGUGUUGCAGGACAUCCCAGAGAUGGUGGACGAGAUGAUGGAGAGGGUAGCAGCAGAAUCCCCUCGGUUGUUGCCAGAGCUGAUGGAGCGGGAGGAGUCCGUGGUUUUUCAGUCACUUUUACCACCUGAGGUCAACCGUAGAACUGUCAGCAGCAUUUUUCACAGGCUGCUGGAGAAUUUAUCCUACAGGAGGAUUUGUGCUGAGCAGGAAGAGCCUUAUGGAGACAUCAUGAUCUCCCCUGGAGUCAACUAUGAGGAGAUGAAUCUGCCUUUGUAAUCUGCUCACAGUUGGAACUCUGACCAUUUCUGAGUUCACUUUUCUACCCAAUCAUUCUGUAUUCAUCAAUAUCAAUUUUAAAAGUUGCAUGAUUUCCAAUGUAUCACUUUAUAAUGUAUUAUUUUAAUGGCUCUUUGUGUUUUAAAAGCUUUUUUCAUAUAUUUUGUUAUUUAGCAAAGGAAGAUUUGCAUCAGUUUUGCUUGUUUCAGAUGGUCAUCGCAGGUUUUAUUAACUUUAUGGGAUGUAAAAUGAAUACUACAUUUGAAUGUAUUGUUACAGUGCUAAUAUUUGUAAUCAAUUGGACCCAUGUAGUUCCAAUAAAACCCGUGUUCUGUGUUCUUUUGAAAAUAAAACCUUUUCUGUUA